CCCUCUCCCUUCCACUAUAUAUAUUCCCUUCCCUCAAGGCCCCUUUCAAAAACCCACAAGGAGAAUUGUGUUUUCUUGCAAAACCCAGUGAGACAAUUCUUCUUUUUCGAGAGAAACUUAAUUUCUGAAAACCCCUGUUUGGUACCCGAGAGAAUUAGUGAGAUCUGAUCCUAGGAUGGCUGGAAAUAUUGUUGUGGUUUUUGACUUCGACAAGACGAUUAUCGACUUGGAUAGUGAUAACUGGGUAAUCGAUGAAUUGGGUUUCACCGAUCUGUUCGAUCAACUCCUCCCAACAAUGCCAUGGAACUCCCUCAUGGACAAGAUGAUGAAGGAGGUCCAUUCCCAAGGAAAAACCAUUGAUGACAUUGUGAAGGUUCUGCAAAGAGCUCCUAUCCACCCCCGGAUCGUCCCUGCCAUUAAAACAGCUCAUGCUUUAGGGUGCGAUUUGAGGAUCGUAAGCGAUGCGAAUCUCUUCUUUAUCGAGACGAUUGUGAAGCAUUUGGGAGUGAGUGAUUGUUUUUCUGAAAUCAACACAAAUCCAAGCUAUGUUGAUGAAGAAGGAAGGCUGAGGAUAUUCCCUUACCAGGAUUUCCACUCCUCUCCCCAUGGAUGUGACCGCUGCCCUCCCAACAUGUGCAAGGGUCUGAUAAUUGAAAAAAUAAAAUCCACUCUAGCUGAGGAAGGAAACAACAAGAAGAAGUUCAUCUAUCUAGGAGAUGGAAGUGGUGAUUUCUGCCCCAGCUUGAAACUCAAACAAGGAGACUACGUGAUGCCAAGAAAAAACUACCCGGUCUGGGACUUGAUUUGCAAAAACAGGAUCCAAAUCGAGGCGGAAAUCCACGAAUGGAGCGACGGUGAAGAUCUCGAGCGUGUCUUACUCCAUCUCAUCAACACAACUCCAAUGGAAGAGGAAACCAAGAAGUUGUUUCCGAUCGAUUGGAAGUUCGAGACGAUGGUUCCGGUGGCCGCCCAUGAUGCCUUCCCUCAAGUUGUUUCCGUCCCGCAUUAGUGGUCCAACAACAGUAGCGUUAAGGACAUGUCGAAAAUCGUCUUUGCAAGUACUUAUAAUGAGCAUGGUGUGGUUUCCAGGACCCAUUUAUGAGAUGAAGUUGAAAUGCGUUGUACUUACAUGGGGCUUGCCUCUAUUUAUCUCUGGCUAAAACUUGAAAUGUUUCCCCUGGUUUAAAUACUGGACUUGCAUCCACUUGUAUUGGGCA
This is a messenger RNA of Rhododendron vialii, 1217 nucleotides long. RefSeq names its product inorganic pyrophosphatase 2-like. Gene Ontology annotation, molecular function: phosphatase activity. The transcript is spliced from 4 exons. Lineage: Eukaryota; Viridiplantae; Streptophyta; Magnoliopsida; Ericales; Ericaceae. The record is from RefSeq and is a predicted model, not a curated record. Bases 176 to 1009 code for a protein of 277 amino acids.